UGCUGGGCUUGCCUCGGGAGAAGUAAAGAGCCAAGAAAGCUCUCCUCCGGGGGCGCUGGGCCUGGAGAACAGAGGCGCUUGCGGCGCCGUGAAAGAAGAUCGGCAGUCUCAGCUGCCGCCCGGAUCGUCCUUGCGACGCGCGGCGCCGGCGCGGCGCGGCUCGGACGGGCGAUUUUUGUCUGUCCGCUCUGCACCCUCCCCUCCGCGUCCCCCUCACCCGAGACCCGGGCUGAGGGCGGGAGCAGCUGCCGGGAGCUUUGGUUCCCGGGCGAGCGGGCCCGCGCGCCGCCUGCCGCCACUGAGCCGGGCCGAGGCUGGGCCUGGGCUCGGCUCCGCGGCAGUGGCGGCCGUUUUGCCGGCAGGGGGGUGCGGGGAGAGAAUGGGCGUCCCCACCCCGAAGCAGUUCUAUCCCAUCCUGGAGAGGCCGCUCAUCAGCUACACCCUGCAGGCUCUGGAGAGAGUAUGUUGGAUAAAGAACAUUGUCGUGGCAGUAACUGGAGAGAACAUGGAAGCAAUGGAGAGUAUUAUCCAGAGGUACCAGCAUAAAGGCGUCUCACUAGUUGAAGCUGGAGUAACCCGCCAUAGGUCAAUUUUCAAUGGACUAAAAGCACUUGCAGGGGAUCAACCCAACUCUAAACUCUCUAAGCCAGAAGUGGUGAUUAUCCACGAUGCUGUGAGACCGUUUGUUGAGGAAGAUGUCCUCCUUAAAGUUGUCACAGCUGCUAAAGAGCAUGGGGCAGCAGGAGCAAUUCGACCUCUUGUAUCUACUGUCCUCAGUCCAUCGGCUGAUGGUUGCUUAGACCACUCACUAGAACGUGCCAGACACAGAGCAAGUGAAAUGCCACAGGCUUUUCUAUUUGAUGUGAUCUAUAAAGCAUAUCAACAGUGUAGUGACUAUGACUUGGACUUUGGAACUGAGUGUUUGCAGUUGGCUCUCAAAUAUGGUCAGACGAAAGCCAAACUAGUGGAAGGAUCACCUGACCUCUGGAAGGUGACCUACAAACGAGAUCUGUAUGCGGCUGAAUCGAUUAUUAAGGAAAGGAUUUCACAACAGAUCUGUGUAGUUAUGGUCACAAAAAAAGAUGAAGAACUUACAGGUCUUCUUGAAGAAAUGCUAACACAUGAGAUAAAUGAUGUCAAAGUCACAUCUGGGGCUCUGUAUGACGCUGGCAGAGAUCUUCAACAAAUCAUCUUAGAGCAAUGCUACAAUUUUGUUUGUGUGCAUGUAAUGAACUUUGACUUUCAAGAAACACAGAAGUUAUUAAGCAUGCUUGAAGAGAGUAAUCUUUCCAUUUUAUACCCUGUUGUUGUUGUUUCGGUGCAUUUUUUUUAUUAUAAAUCAGUACCUUUUGAUCAGAAAAUGGAAAACCAAAUGCGGAUUAGGGAAUUUGCAAUGGAAGUAAAAAAAAGAAAUAUUUUAUUAUACGGCCUUCUCGUAUGUUUUCCUCAGGAUGAGAUGAAACUACAGGAGAGUUUAAGGCAAGGUGCCACCAUUAUUGCAGCCUUAAUCAAAGAACGAAAAUCUGGACUUGUUGGUCAGCUACUGGUAGUGUAAAGAACACAGAGAAAAUUAACUAGUGUGUUUUAAAAACAUUUCCCUAAGUAUCUCUAUUGUGCUUUUCCCCUAUUGUAUGUGGUAGAAUAUUUAAGUUGUCUUCUAUGUCUUAUAAUUUGUAGAAUGUUAAGCUUAGAAUAUAAAAGUGGAACAAUGCAUCUGUGAAAUAUUUUGCUUUUGUGUAUAUCAAAUAUAAAUACCUGAAGUGGAAAAGGGAUAAGUAAAAAAUAAUAGGCUUUGCAUAAAGGCAUGAAAGGUCAAGUAGAAAUAAUAAUGGGUGAGGUAUUUCCCCUAAGAAAUGAGAAUUUAGAUAUCUUCAGCUAUUGUCUCUAUGUUAAUUAAUAAAUCAAACCAUAAUAAAGCUAAUGGAUAAGAUUGAGAAUUAUUUUUAAUUACAAAUUUGUCCCCUCAUCAUGUUAUAUUUUGUCUUGUAAGCUUAAAAUAGUUACAUAUUUUGUCUAUAUUUUUUAAAAAUAGCCAAGAGUUGAUAAUAACAAAUGGAAUUCUGUGGCUCAAAUAUCUCUACCAAUGGCCUCACAUUACCCUAGAUUCCUAAGGAAGAUGUAAUUUCCUUCUGCUUUUCAAUUGUUUCUAAAUUGUAUGUUUUCCUAGGUUUAUGAAAUAUGACUUUGACUUACAUUAUUUUAAAGGGUCUCUGAUUUUUCUAAAUAAACUCGAAAGAAGACUGGAAAGCUAUUCUUACAAGUGAAGUUAUUUUGGUCAAUUCAGGUUAGAGACAGGGAGUCCAUUUAACAUCAUAAAGUUAAAUUAAUUAUUCUUUUAAAUAAAGUUAAAUUAAAGUUAAAUUAAUUAUUCUUUUAAUUCUUGCCUUUUAAAAUCAUGUUCUUAUUCUUUCAAAUUUCUAAUGGUACUUACAUCUUUGAUAUUAAUGAUUCUCCCUUAUACUACAUUUUACACUAAUGUGCAUUUAGGCAUUAACAAUGCCUUUUAAUCUCUGUAUAUGCAUCACAUUUUAUAAAAAUAGCUUGGCUUAGAUUGUGCCAGGGCUGAGGCUGCACUUGGAAAUGAUGAAAGUUGCAUGAAAUUUUUUCAGUUAAAGAUAGACUUUGAAAAAUCUAUCUUGCUUCGAUUUCUUCUUAACAUGGGUGAUUUUCCCUAUUUUCCUCAAGGAUCUAUUUUAGUAGGACAGUUUAUACUUUACAUUAAUUAAUAGUGAAUAGAAUAAAAUAUGCAUGAAAUAAUUACUGCAAUUUAUUCUCCUAAAUGAAAUGUGUUGUUUGAAUGUAGGCUUGAGUCUAAACUCCUAAGCUUGCCACUUUUUCUCCCUCUUUCAUUGUUAAGAAAUAUAUAAUAAAUCAGUUAAUUCAAACUCUUAAAGGUGAAAAUAUAUGGGAAAUGAAAGGAUUUUUUGUUAGAAUUGUCUAUGCCCAUGUUAAGCUGGGUGGUCCGCUGUGUGGUGUGAAUGUGAAGCUUGCAAAGUCCAUAUCAUGCUCCUGUUGAAGUCUUCAGGUGACUUUAUUUUAGGACUAUGAAAGUGCUCAUAAAGGCAGAAGGGGAAAUGUUAUCAAGACUUUAAAGAGGGGGUGAGUGCCUCUAAGUUAAAGGCAGAAAACUUGUAGGAACACUGACAAUAAGUUUUAAGCUCAUCUCCCUGUAUAACAAGACUAAUGUCAAGGGAUAAGCAGAGAGAGGGGCUGUGGGGAAUAAACCAGAGGCAGCAAAUGAGCAAGGGAGGGACAGACAAGGAGGGAGUGACAGAGCAGUCCCGAUGACCAGAUGAAACUAGCUUUCAUUGUUAUAAGAUCCAGAGGCAACUUUGCAGUUACAUUUUUAUGACUGCUUCUGUAAAUUUAAUUUCUGUAGUGAGAACUGUCCAUUCUCACUUUUUUUUCCAAAAUCCCUUUAAAAAUGAUAAUACUAAUGCCUCAGAGUUGCUGAAGUUGCUUUCUACUGUGGAAAGACAAAGUUUUCUUUUUAAAUUUAUACCACUUAAAUGCAAAUUAAACUUUCCAGAAUUAACUCAGAGUGAUCAAUGGCUUAAGAUGUAAUAUCUUUUUCAUAAAAAAAAUCUCAGUUUGAAAGUAUACUCAUGUACAGGUAAGAGUCAGGUCCCUUUAUUCAACCUAGAGCCAUUCUUAUUGUGGUCACUUCAAUCAUUUUGCAUUGGUUUAACAUGAAAACUCUCUUUUCUCAUACUGCCUUACAGUUAUAACUAUAAAAUUUUUUCUGUCUCUAUCUCUCACUAUAUAUACAUAUAUGUAUAUAUACACACAUCCAUAAUGAUCAUUUUAUAAAAAUAAAAUUGCAGUAAAAUAUUUUCUUAUGUUAAAACCUCUAAACCUUACUCAUUUAAAUUAUGCUAUUUUUGUUAAAAUAAUUAUUAAGAAAACCAUUUGAAAGAGGAAAGAUUGAAGUAAUUUUAAGUUUAAUUUCAAAGUAAACAGAAUAAAUGAAAAAUAUAAAUCAUAUUUAAAUUUUGUUGGUAUAGUUUAAAAUAAAUGGACUACAAGUAGCUAGCAAGGUAUUGUUUGGUAUUGUCACAUUUAUAUAUGUGCUGUUGUCCAUUUUUAGUUUCAAAACUGAAGAAUUAAAUGUUUGGAUAUUUUUAAAUGAUAAGUAACAAACUGCUAUAGUGUAUGUUCUAUUUAUAAAACAUAGUAAUUGAUAAAUAAUGAAAUUGUUGAUAUUUUAAAAUCUAAUGUCAAUUUUCACUGAUAUUUAAUGUAUAUGUACAUAUUUGAGUUGAUGUUUGAGAUGUGGAUGUAAAUGUUUAAAUUCAAGGCCCAGCUUUUCUUCCUUUACACGUCAUUUUAUUUCAGCUUACUCGGUCACAAUUGAAUAGCCAAAUAUAACAUUUAUUUUAAAAAAUAUGAAUGUGAUGCUUUUUAUUUUAAAAAUAAAAUUUGAG
Molecule: messenger RNA, 4424 nt
Organism: Choloepus didactylus (southern two-toed sloth)
Lineage: Eukaryota; Metazoa; Chordata; Mammalia; Pilosa; Megalonychidae
Gene: CRPPA
Product: CDP-L-ribitol pyrophosphorylase A
Exons: 11
Coding region: 380-1555 (391 amino acids)
Biological process (GO): isoprenoid biosynthetic process; protein O-linked glycosylation via mannose
Cellular component (GO): cytosol
Molecular function (GO): D-ribitol-5-phosphate cytidylyltransferase activity
Source: RefSeq, a predicted model, not a curated record